Messenger RNA from Lycium ferocissimum, 1504 nucleotides. RefSeq names its product transcription factor SRM1-like. NCBI's taxonomy places the organism in Eukaryota, Viridiplantae, Streptophyta, Magnoliopsida, Solanales, Solanaceae. Gene Ontology annotation, molecular function: DNA binding. The record is from RefSeq and is a predicted model, not a curated record. Bases 419 to 1234 code for a protein of 271 amino acids. The transcript has 2 exons.
GUCAAAAUUUUGAAUCCAUCAGCAUCUCUUUCCUUUCUGGUGCCCACUGAUAUUUAUUAGAGCUACUCAUCAGUCUACUUGCCUAUUUUUGGAAUCCUUUUGUUUCUAUUCUCACUGACCUCAUUGGUCUGUUACAUUGUUUCUAAAAGUUCAGUACCCCAAUCAAUAAUUCUUGCAUAUACUCUCUCUUUUUUUUUUUUUUUUUGUAUAAUGUUAGCCUGAGACAAAGUUUAAAUUUGAAAUUUGUCCGAUUCAUUAUAGCCGACCCCAACUAGUUGAGACUGAGACGUAGUUGUUAUUGUUGUGUGUAUAUAUGUGUCCAUGAAUACCAAAUUUUCAAGAUUUUCUGUGGGACUGCUUAGACUUGGUUGAUAGAAUGUUUCACUAAAAGCUUGGUAGUGAAUUUAAGAAUCUCUAGAUGACAGUAGCUAAAUCAAGAAGCUCAGUAUGGAGCAGAGAGCAAGAUAUAGCAUUUGAGAAUGCAUUGGCAACUUAUCCUGAAGAUUCUGCAUUUAGGUGGGAGAAAAUUGCAGCUGAUGUUCCAGGGAAAACCUUAGAAGAAGUUAAGAAUCAUUAUGAACUCUUACUCGAUGAUGUGAGCCGGAUCGAGGCUGGUUGUGUGCCUUUGCCUUGCUACAACUCUUUUUCUGACAGGUCUUUGAGCCAUGGUGGUGAUGAAAGAACAGGCAAGAAGAGCGGGACUUCAGGGAGGUUAAACGGUGAGUCGAAUGAUGGAGGUAAAUCUACAAGGUUGGAUCAGGACCGUCGUAAAGGGAUUGCUUGGACAGAGGAUGAGCACAGAUUGUUCCUUCUUGGUCUGGAGAAGUACGGAAAAGGUGAUUGGCGAAGCAUUUCUCGGAACUUUGUCAUGACAAGAACUCCCACCCAAGUGGCCAGUCAUGCCCAAAAAUACUUCAUACGUUUAAACUCGAUGAACAAGGAUAGAAGACGAACAAGUAUAUAUGACAUUACAAGUGUUAAUGAUGGAGAUGUUUCAGUAUCUCAAGGUCCAAUCACUGGUCAAACAAUUGGUGCUGGAGCAGGAGUUUCUUCUGGCAAAUCAAACAAACAAUCUUCAAUGGCACCAAUUGCUCCCCUUGGAGUUGGCAUAUAUGGAACGAGCACUAUCGGACAACCUGUAACAGGAUCACUUGUUAAUGCGGUUGGUCAAAGGCGAAUUCAGGAUUUGAACAUCAUGGGUUCGAGUUCGGGAUUCUACCACAACCCAUCUUGAUUUACUGGGUUCAAAAUCUGUUACUUGUACUAUCUUGUUCAACUUUUUUGUUUACCACAUAUACAGAAUUUGAGCCAAGUUACAGGUUCGGAUUCCACCAACAUACAUGUCAUUCGGUGUCCAACCUCCAAUUCCAGGAGCAGUGGUUUGCUUGUGCUCAUAUAAACACGAGUCCAAUUAUGCAUACGAUGAAACAAACAUCUCCGUAUGGGUGACAUGUUUAGAAAUGGAAGUGCACAAAGAUAAAGUUUAGAGGCUUAUGCUUAUUCA